CGACCGCUGCCUCCGGCCCCUCGGGUGUUUGUCUGCUCGCCUCGCCUGCCACUCCUGGCCCCACCCCACCUGCUCUUGUCGCCCCCCGUCUGCUGGGCUGGCUGAGCGGCAACUCGCCUCUUUCCUCCGGGUCGCUUCUACCGCCGCCCUCCGCGCAUCUGUAUAUACCUCGGUCAUCCAGCUCAUACGCAUCUAUUUGUCGCAUCCGUCUGUGUUCCCAUUACCCCUCCCUCUGGCUCGGCCGCCUCCUCUUCCCAUCUCCACCACCACUGCUCUGUCUGGAUCACUCUAUUCCGUCGCCCCUCUCUCGCCUUCGCCAGGUCCUCGAAGGCCUCUGACUUGCUCCGGUGGCCUCGGGUCCUUCACUCUGUCUCGUCUGGAUCAUAAGCAGCUGCGAUUGCUUUCCAAAGUCCCUUCACCUUAAUGCAUUUGCUGGAUCAGGCAUCUACAGACCCCUGUCCUUUGCUACCUUCCAUCGAUUGUUCCCCUUUCUAUCCGCACUCCCUCAAGCGUCGCCACCUGGCUUCGAACGUCCUGUACAUCAAGGACAUCGAAUCUUGCUUGAAUUUUACGCACUCGUACCUGCCCCAAACCCAUCCUCUGUACUCGUCGUGGUUCGACCAGCAGCCGCGUCCCUCUCUGCCAGUCGCCUCCUUCCACCCGACCCAGCGCAUCCGCCUUUCCGAAUCGACGGUUCUUGGACUCUUGCAAUCAGGCUCCACCUCAAAGAGACUACUUUCGACGGGUCUUGCUCUCCUCACCCAUCCCGAUCUUAGCAAAGAGGCUCUCUUAAUCUGUAGAAACUUUCUUACCACCUCGGCUAGUAUCGAGAUCCGAGACGAUUCGGCCUAUAGCUCGCUCCAUCUCGGUGUCUUUUUCAUCAUCGUAUCGUCCAAUCUGGGCUUGAUCCCAAAGCACUCAUCUCCUCGCCUGGACUCUUCUGACCGAUUUUCAUUGAUCGAAGCUGCAUCCAAAAUGUCGGAAAUCGAUGCGAACGUUAGCAUAUCCAAGCUCCUGCAGGACUUGGGAUAUGUCUCCACCUAUUCCGAUGACUCUCUCCAGUCCGUUUUCCAACACGCCGGAAUAUCCACCUCGAACGCCAGCGAAACUUUUUCUGAAUCGCACAUCGCAUCCGUCCUGAGAAUGAUGGCGCAAACCGUCGAUGGGCUUUCAUCCGAUCUCUCGCUGGCAUCGACUAUCAUUGCUGACCUGCCGGACGAAGCCCCGUCCACAUGGGACGCCAGCCGCGUCAUUACCAACGCGGUCUCUCUCGGUGUCGACAUUGACUGGAUAAAGCUGGGCCGUGCGCUUGAUUCUCCCGAGUUGGAUAGUGUAUCGCCAGGCGGAUAUAACCUGAUUGUGAAUGCCAUCAGAACCGGCGUUGGGGAUUCCUCCGAAUUCCCUCUGGCAGCGUUUCUGGAACCCUGGGAGAAUCCCCAGGCACAGUUUGGCUUCCUCAAAGAGCUCAUUGAGAACCACCCUGUUCUCGUCACCAUGAAUAAGCUCCCUCUGCGCAAAGCGAUUGUCUUUGAGGCCCUGCCCGUUGCUUUGCCCUUCAGUACCAACUCGAUCUGGAAUAGCGUGGAUGUCGUUGAGAGCCUUUGCCGGCUCUCGGCUGUGGAGGCAGAUGGACUAUCAGAGCAAGUCAAGCUGGUUCUGGACCAGGCCGCGACCCAAUCGCCCGAAGUGCUCCUGAUUGCUCUCUCCCAGAUCCCUCCACCAUGGACAACUCUGACCAAGGAUUUCAGCUCCAACCUGGCCUUGAUGUUCCUGGCCGGACAUGUGAAUUCUGCGGCGGUGCUGCCGCGUGUCUGGCAAGCGUCGCAGUCCCUGGUCAUCAACGGGUUGCUGCUUCUGUACUCGAAGGACCCGGCACUCUUGUCCCGGAUCCUGGACGUGACCCAGGAGACCAAGUCUCUGUCGCAAGUUUUGGAAACAAAGUCCUAUCCGUUCGCACUGGAUUUGGCCUCGCUCGCUUCUCGCCGGGACUAUCUCAACUUUGAAAAAUGGCUGCUCGACCACAUCCGUGAGGACGGGGAUCUCUUCGUCCGCGCCUGUCUGGAGUUCCUCAACGAAAAGUUCACGAUCCAGAGCAUGAGGCAGGAGGGCAGCACCCAUCCGCCCGUCUCUGUCCCUCUCUCGGUCGAGGUAGUGACGACCUACUUCCGGGUCCUCAGCUCGCUGAGUGCCAUGUCUCCUGAAAACGCCGAGAUAUUCCGAAACGUGUUCAGUCUUGGCGCUCAGCUGUACCCCCGCAUUGUGCCUCUUGCCGCACCGCCCGAAGAGUCGAUUGUCCCCGGCGGCUCUCUGGAUGCCAGCACUUUCUCCCCCGAUGUCGAGGACGAGACAAGCUCCUAUUACAACCGCAUUUUCAAGGGCGAUAUGUCGAUCCCGCAGACAAUCGACCUGCUGCAGGGCCUGAAGGGCUCGGCGAACCCGCGCGAUCAGGAGGUGUUCAAGUGCAUGAUCCAAAACCUCUUUGGCGAGUACAAGUUCUUUGCCGAGUACCCCGACAAGGCGCUGCUGAUCACCAGCUGCCUGUUUGGCUCGCUGAUCCGGCACCAGAUUGUCAACUCGAUGGCCCUCGGCAUUGCCUUGCGCUAUGUGCUUGACGGCCUGCGGCAGCCCAUCAACUCCAAGCUCUUCACCUUUGGAAUGAACGCGCUACUGCAGUUCGAGAGUCGGCUGGCCGAGUGGCCCCAGUACUGCGGUCUGCUGGUUCAAAUCCCCCAUCUGCACGAGCGAUAUCCCGAUCUGAUCCAGCGAAUCAGCACGUUGUCCAAUCCUGCCAAUGUCGUUCCCGGUGGAAUCACGGAUCUCACUGGCCAGCUGAUGGACACCAAAGCCAAGGACGAGCUGCCCAAGGACAUUGCAAAUGGCAUCGCUGCCGAUCAGCCACCGGAGGAGCCGGUGGUGUUCACUGCCCUGCGGAUCGAGUCCCUGAUCAUCAACAGCGAGCAGUUCUCGGAGGUUCCGCCCGAAGCCGUCCAGGACAAGAUCCUCUUCAUCGUCAACAACAUUGUCGAGUCCAACAUGGAAGAAAAGUAUACCGAAAUCCGUGAAUAUUUGCAUGAGCGGUACUUUCGGUGGUUCAGCCACUAUCUCGUUGUGAAGCGCGCCUCGAUUGAGCCCAACAACCACAAGCUCUACAUCCGCUUCCUGGACUAUCUGGCCUGUCCUCUACUUGACCGCCACAUUCUGCUGGAGACCUAUUCAAACAUCCGUGUCUUGUUGAACUCGGAGAAGACCGUCACAUCCUCCUCCGAGCGAACCCUGCUCAAGAACCUGGGAUUCUGGCUCGGCGGCGUCACGCUGGCCAAGAACAUUCCCAUCAAGCACAAGCAUCUUGCCUUCAAGGAUCUUCUGCUCGAGGGAUACGACCACAACCGCCUGAUUGUCGUCAUUCCGUUUGUCUGCAAAGUUCUGGAGCAAGUCAUGUACAGCACCGUCUUCCGACCGCCCAAUCCGUGGUUCAUGGCGAUCAUGAAGCUUCUUUCGGAGCUUUAUUACUUUGCUGACCUGAAACUCAAUCUCAAAUUCGAGAUCGAGGUGCUGUGCAACAAGCUCGGCAUCAAGUUGGAUAUCAAAGAAAUCACACCCACGUCGCUUCUCGAGGGCCGCCCGAUCCGCUCGGGCCAGGCGGCUAUGCCAUACACUGCGCCUCGGCCCAACGGUGCAAGUGCUGCUCCACUCGAUUCUGCCGUCCCUCGGGCGCCCACCAGCACUGGCUCAGCCAUCCCCGAUGCACCCCAGAUGAGCAACGCGGAGGAGGAGAGCGCGGGUGGAUUCCCACAUCUGGCUGCCUACAUUACUCUCAAUCAUGGCGCCGGCUUCUUCAACCUGCCCGAGGCGACGCUCAAGCGCAUCGUUUAUAUUGCGAUGGAUCGGGCCAUCCGCGAGAUCAUCCUGCCGGUUGUGGAGCGCAGCGUCACGAUCGCAAGCAUUGCGACGCGCGAGUUGGUCGUCAAGGACUUUGCCUUUGAGCCGAACGAGGAUAAGAUGCGCAAAGCCGGUCACAUGAUUGUUCAGAACCUUGCUGGGAGCCUUGCGUCUGUCACCUGCCGCGAGCCGCUGAAAAUGAGCAUGAUGCAGAACAUGCGUCUCCUUCUCGCCCAGGCUGGCUUUGCCGAGCAAAGCGUCCCCGACCAGGCCAUCUAUGUCACGGUCGCGGACAACUUGGAUCUGGCAUGCUCCGUCAUUGAAAAAACGGCAGCCGAGAAGGCCAUCCCGGACAUCGACGAUGGGCUCAGCGCCGCGUAUCAUAACCGCCGGAAGCAUCGUGAGCGCUCGACGCAGCCCUACUAUGAUGUGGCUGUGUAUACGUCGUCUCGAUACUUGGCCUCGCUGCCCGACAUGCUUCGACCAAAGCUCGGCGGUCUCACCCCUCAGCAAAUGCGCGUGUACGAAGAGUUCGCUCGGCCCCUUCCUCGCGCGUUUGCGCCUGCUCAGGGCAUGAGCCCGGCGAGCAUGCGUCCCCAGCAGCACGUCAGUGCUGUGCCUGUCGUGGAUACGUACACGGCCAGCGCUCCUUACGAUGAUGUGGCCCCGCUCAAUGCCCAGCAAGCCCAGGAGAGAUUCUCGACCAUGAUUGCCGAGCUCAGCAAAAUCAUCAUGCAAACGCCAUCAGCCUCUCUGGGGUCGUUCCCCGCACAUCAUGAUAUUCGCCUGCUCUUGCGACAGAUCCCGCACAUCGUCGUUCAGUCAUACGAACGCGAUCAAAUCGCCCUGGUCUUCUCCCAGAAGGUGGUCCAGCUUCUCUACAAGAGCGACUCGAGCCUUUCGCGCGAGGUCAACAUCUAUCUGCUGGAGAGGCUGUGCGAGCUAUCGAAGCGAGUCGCAAAGGAAGUCAGCGCCUGGCUGCUCUACGCAGACGACGAGCGAAAGUUCAAUGUACCUGUUACCGUGGCGCUGAUCCAGCAGCGCAUGCUCAACACGGGCGAGCUCGACGUGCAGCUGUCGCGAUUCAUCGAGUCCGGCCGCGCCACCGCCAUCGAUUUCACUGCCGAACUCAUCCGCGUUUGUAUCGCCGACGACUCUGCCCCUGUUGCAACCUACCACGACUUUUUCUCGUCCAUCGAUGCCCUCUACAAAAGCCAGCGCAGCAAAUCGUCCGAAAGCGUGUCGCGGCUCAUGGCGGAACUGCAGAAGCGAGGCGCCAUCUCGAAGGAGUUCGCGCCAGAGGACAGCGAGACCCUCCGGCUGCGUGAGCAGUUCACAAUGCUGUUCACCGAGUGGGUGCGCCUGUAUCACUUCCCUGGCUCCAACGACAAGGCUUCCGCCGCCUUCAUUACGCAGCUGCAGCAGCAGGGCAUCCUCAAGAACGACGACCUGUUCUACCUGUUCUUCCGUGUCUGCACCGAAGUCAGCGUCGAGAGCUACAUCAAGAACCGCUCGACCAACGGCUCGCACCACUUGGCAUACCAGGGUGUCGACGCUCUCGCUCGCAUGAUCGUGCUACUUAUCCGCGAUCAGGAAGUGCCCGCGUCUGGUGCCGGCAGCGUCAACACCGGCCGCCUGGCGCUGAUGACCAAGAUCCUCUCGAUCAUCGUCCUUGUCCUCGUCCACAGCCACGAGCAAAGAAGAAACCACUUCAACCAGCGACCUUUCUUCAGACUAUUUUCGAUGUUGUUGAACGACAUCAAUGUGUUUGAGUCGCAGUUCCAAGUCAUUUCGUUCCAGAUCCUGUCUGCUAUGAGUAAUACGUUCCAUACCCUGAGGCCACAGUUCCUCCCAGGCUUCGCCUUCUCCUGGCUGCAACUGAUCUCGCACCGCUUCUUCAUGUCCAGACUGCUUCUGGCGGAGAAUCAAAAGGGCUGGCCGUUGGUCCAGAAGCUGCUGGUGGACUUGUUCAUGUUCAUCGGCCCUUUCCUCAAGCAGAACGAGCUGACCGAGACCAUCCGGCUGCUGUACAAGGGCACGCUGCGAGUGCUGUUGGUUCUACUGCAUGACUUUCCCGAGUUCCUCUGCGGCUAUCACUUCAGCUUUGUCGAUGUGAUCCCUCACUCUUGCAUCCAGCUGCGAAACCUGAUCCUCAGUGCCUUCCCGCGGAACAUGCGUCUGCCGGACCCCUUCACGCCGAAUCUCAAGGUCGAUCAGCUGCCCGAGGUUCACCAGCACCCUCACAUCAUGUCCGACUUCACUGCAAACCUGCUCCCCAACAACUUCAAGCAGGAGAUUGAGACCUAUCUCAAGAACCGCUCCCCUACGUCGUUCUUGAUUGACCUGCAGAGCAAGCUGCUGCGGACGACCCCGCCCAGCGCCUCGGAUCUGGACAGCAGCCGAUACAACAUCCCGGUGAUCAAUGCUCUCGUCCUCCUGGUGGGCACCCACGCCAUCGCUUCUCUGGCCGGCAAGCAGUCCGUUAUUGUCAGCCAGCAAUUCACCGCCGGUGCGCCCCUGGACAUUUUCCAGCAUCUGGCUGCAGAUCUGGAUACCGAAGGCCGAUAUCUUCUCUUCAGCGCCAUUGCCAACCAGCUGCGGUACCCCAACAGCCAUACCCACUAUUUUAGCUGUGUGAUGCUGUUCCUGUUUGCCGAGGCCUCGGAGGAGAUUAUCCAGGAGCAAAUCACUCGCGUCCUCCUGGAGCGUCUCAUCGCCAACCGCCCCCACCCCUACGGCAUCCUGGUGACCUUCAUCGAGCUGCUCCGCAAUCCGCGCUACAGUUUCUGGACACACUCUGGCUUCAUCCGGUGUGCUCCGGAGAUUGAGCGGCUCUUCCAGACGGUUGGCAAGUCGGUCUUUAGUGCCUCGAACUACCAGCAGCAGCAGCAGUAGACGUGCUCGUUCCUCGACCACGCCGGGACCUGCCCCGCCCGGCGGCCAGCGAUCUGAAGCGAUCCGCCCCGGAGAGAGGGGAACUGCGAGGCCCCGCUCCAUGAAUGAGAUUGGAUGACUCGAUGAUACAAACGGGACACCCUGUUUUCGAAGGCACUGGUCGUUCUUUUUUUUUCAAAUAUACAUACGUUCACUCUUGCA
Polychytrium aggregatum is the source of this 6975-nucleotide messenger RNA. Its product is annotated as CCR4-Not complex component, Not1-domain-containing protein. The transcript is spliced from 23 exons. Gene Ontology annotation, cellular component: CCR4-NOT core complex; P-body. Gene Ontology annotation, biological process: nuclear-transcribed mRNA catabolic process, deadenylation-dependent decay. The coding region runs from base 424 to 6774 and encodes 2116 amino acids. NCBI's taxonomy places the organism in Eukaryota, Fungi, Chytridiomycota, Chytridiomycetes, Polychytriales. The record is from RefSeq and is a predicted model, not a curated record. Gene Ontology annotation, molecular function: molecular adaptor activity.